UAUGAAAUCGCGCUUAAAAAGGUUUAAACUCGUCCGUGCUACGAAUGAAUCGACGUCUUGAAAGCAAAGCCCAAUGAUGACUUGAAACUUAAUACUACAGAGCAUAAUAUGAGUUUUUUCAAUAUAAUACUUUGAUUUUUCCUAAAGUGCAGAGCAUAAAACGAUGGAUGAAGAACGUGGAAUGAAGCCAUAUGACAAUAUGCAGGAUAUUUCAGUUCUUAGCACCCAGCUAAAACGGAAUCUUGCAUCUUGGGGCCUUCCAGAUACAAUAUUAAAAAAUUAUGAAAUGUCUGGGGUUGUGUCCAUGUUUCCAUGGCAGGUUGAAUGCCUGAGUAAUCCUAGAGUCCUUGGAGGAGGAAAUUUGAUUUAUUCAGCACCAACUUCUGCAGGUAAGACACUAGUUGCUGAGAUUCUCGCCAUCAAGACCAUUCUUGAAAAGAAGAAGAAGGUCAUCAUUAUCCUUCCAUUUGUAUCUGUUGUACGGGAAAAAAUGUUCUAUUUUCAGGACUUGCUCUCGAGUAGUGGUGUGCGAGUGGAAGGAUUGAUGGGAAGUCAUAGUCUCCCUGGUGGCUUCAAGAGUGUUGACAUUGCCAUUUGUACCAUUGAGAAGGCCAAUAGUCUCAUAAACAGGUUACUGGAAGAAGGGUAUCUUCACAAGGUUGGUGCUGUGGUUGUUGAUGAACUGCAUCUCUUAGGUGAUCCUUUUCGAGGUUAUUUGCUAGAACUGCUCCUCACCAAGAUACUCUACAUGUGUACUGUGGAGGACAGUGUGAAGAUACAGGUGGUGGGUAUGUCAGCUACCAUCCCCAACUUGGCUCUCUUAGCUACGUGGCUUGGUGCCGAUCUCUAUCAAACAGACUUCCGACCAGUUCCCCUGAAGGAGUUCUUGAAAAUUGGUCCUUCUGUAUAUGACAGUCAAAUGAAUAAGCUGUAUGAUAUGCAAGCUUCCAAAUACAUUCAGGAUGACCCAGACCAUAUAGUGCAGUUAUGUCUGGAGACUUUGACGAAUGGCUACUCAGUGCUGGCAUUCUGUGCCACUAAAAACUGGUGCGAGAAACUUGCACAGCAUAUUGCUAAAAUGUUCAGGACCAUUGGUUUAUCAGGGAGUGAAUUAGGCCAGCAGCUUCGUGAGCAGUUGGACUCAAAUGCUAUAGCUGAGGCUUUGGAACAGUUACAGAGAUGUCCAGUUGGGCUGGAUAAAGUGCUUCGGUGCACUGUGGCAUUUGGAGUGGCAUUUCAUCAUGCAGGUUUGACAGUUGAAGAGCGUGACAUUCUGGAAGGUUAUUUUCGUUCAGGAGCUGUGAGAGUAUUGGUAGCUACUUCAACUUUGAGUUCAGGUGUGAACCUUCCUGCUCGCCGUGUCAUUGUACGUUCACCUGUAUUCCAUGGAAAAUCACUGGAUUCUCAAACAUACAGGCAAAUGAUUGGUCGUGCAGGGCGUAUGGGGCGAGAUACUGCAGGCGAGAGUUUUCUUAUUUGUAACAAAGCAGAGGGACACAUUGGAGAGAAGCUGAUUGGAGCAGAUUUGAAACCUAUUGAGAGUUGCCUUGGGCAUGGUGAAUUGGCAGCCAGCUUAAAGAGAGCCAUAUUAGAGGUGAUUGCAAGUGGUGUGGCAUGCACUCCUGAGCAAGUGACUCAGUACACAAACUGCACGUUACUUGCUGCAACAAAAUCCAAUCUCCAAAACCCCAUAUCAGCCUGUGUUCAGUUCCUAGAGGCAAAUGAACUUAUUCGUCUUCAGGAAGAUGAAGAGGAUGCAGGGCAUAAGUAUGUGCCAACACUUUUAGGUCUUGGCUGCCUUGCUGCAUCUCUCCCUCCAGAUGAAGGCCUUCUUCUUUUUGAUGAGCUACAAAGGGCUCGUCAAUGCUUUGUGCUUGAUACUGAGCUUCACAUAAUAUACGAGGUAACACCAUACAGUGUUUGCUCUCAGUGGGGAAAUUUGGACUGGCUACAUGUAUUAAAUCAAUGGGAACAACUGUCACCAGCCAUGCGAAGGGUUGGAGAGUUGGUAGGAAUUGAUGAACGUUUCAUGGUGAGAGCCAUGCGUGGCACUCUUUCCCUUAGUUCAUCCAAACAGUUACAAAAGAUGUCUGUUCAUCGCCGAUUUUAUACAGCUCUUGCAUUGCAUGACCUGGUCAAUGAAGUUCCUUUAGCUGUUGUUGCAACAAAGUUUGGUUGCUCAAGAGGCAUGUUGCAGUCUCUACAGCAGUCAGCUGCUACUUUUGCAGGUAUGGUAACAGCUUUUUGCCGACGCCUUCGAUGGUCUAGUUUGGAGCUUCUAGUUUCUCAGUUCCAAGAUCGCCUCCAGUUUGGAGUUCAACGAGAAUUGUGUGACUUGAUGAGGCUUGAUGGGUUGAAUGGACUGAGGGCACGAGCUUUGUUUGAUGCAGGCAUCUGUACAAUUGCUGAUCUUGCUGCUUCAGAUGUGUGUGCUGUGGAAAAUGCCCUCCACAAAGCUGUGCCCUUCCAGAGUUGCAGAGAAUUGGAUGGAGAGACAUCCUUUGACACAAAACAGCGCAAGAAAUUAAGAAAUGUAUGGAUUACAGGACGUCAAGGACUCACUGAAAGGGAGGCUGCAUCUUUGUUAAUUUAUGAUUCUCGUUCCUUUCUUCAAAAAGAAUUGGGUUUAGCUGAUGCUAAAUGGGACAACCAAGAAAGUGAUAAAUCAGGUCAUGACAGUCAGUCCCCAUCAAAACAGAGUAUCCACAGUGAACAGGAACGAUAUCAACUCCAUGAUAAAACCUCCAAGUGUCCUGAACAAAAAACUAACCAGUUAUCCACUUCAUGUCGCCUUCAGUCAUCUCCAUUAUUGCUAAAAGAAAUUAAGCCAAAAAUGCCCCUUUCUGAUAUUAAUAAGAGGCUCACAGAACAGGAAAGAAGGAAUUCAUUAUGUUGUAUUUUAUCAGGAUAUAAAAUGCAGAAUUUUAAAACUGAAAUUGGAGAAACAAAAUUUAAAUAUCUGUCAUCUGAAUUAAGCAAUGAAGAUUAUGUUUCAUCGUCACCAUUGUUGAAAUGCAGCCAAAACAAGUCUUCACAGAUGUGUACAAGUCAAAAGCUUCGUUUUAGGUUAGGAAAAGCCAAGAAUUCUAAAAUACUUUCUGGUAGUAUUUCUAAAAACGCUUCUUGUAAGAGAAGCAUUUGUAAAUCAAAAAAGGUUAUUUUGUCUAAAGAGCUGAUAUCUGAAACCUUCGCUGCAGGUAAACCAUACCAAGCAGUACCUAUUAUUACAAACCAGGUACAGUGCAAUAAAAUGGACAGUUCUAAUUUCAGGACAGUUAAUGGUUCAUUAUCAAAAGAAAGCAGAUAUGAACAGAAUCUACUGAGCUCCUUGUCUGCCCUUAAUGAAACAUCUGACAAUAGUCUGUCUGUAACUAAUAAAGUAAAUCAGAGUACAGAUUAUUUUGGUUCACCUCUUGAAAUCUCAGAAAGUAAGCUGCAUGAAAAAACUCAACAAUUUAAGCAGAAUAACAAACCAGAGAUUAGCAACGAACCAUCUUCAGAAAAUUUAAAUAGAGAGGUGACCACUGUUCCAAAUGUAUGUAGCAACAAAGAGCAAUGUCUAAGGACUUCUCUGUCUUCUUUUAGAAUAACAAAUAAUACAGUGAUUAAAAAUAAUGAACAUUUGGCAAACAUAUGUCCUACUGACGAAUAUUUAUUAAAUUAUAAUAUGAAUCAAGAGCUUGAACUAUUAAAAGAGGAUACUGGAGAGUUAGAUCAUAAGACACUUGAUCAGAACAGGGAUACUUCGUUAGGUGUCCUAUGUGAAGGACUGGAAACAAAGGAGAAAAUUAUUCUAACAGAGACAGAUAACAAGAGGGUGAGUUCAGAUUUCUUCUCAUCACCAAUAUCAGGGGGAAACUGUAUCCUUCAUGCGGAAGGUGAUAAUCAGAGUCCAGUUUUAUUUGGGGACAGCCUUGUUGUGGACACACAACUUGUUAAAUUGUUGGAUGGAUGCUGUGAUGAACAUCAAAUAAUAGCAGAAGGGAAUUGUCAGAAUCAGGCACAAGAUUAUAAUAAAAUAUCAUCCACUGAUCACAUCAUCCAGCAAGUACCCGAUGAUGUGAAGGAUCAACAGUGUCUGACUUCAGUAUCUAAAUGUGGCAACAGUUUCAGUCAAGGUGAACAUAUUAAAAAUGGGAGAGAAUGCCAUAAGCAUAUAGAAGAAUCCAACCCUGUGAGAAGCCUUGUGUCUCAUUCGGAUAUUCUGAAUUCUGCAAAACUUCAUACAGAAGAUGUAGUCAAUGAAUUACAUUCCUGUGAAGCUGAAGUAAAUGAUAAAAUGAAGGAAAAUAUUUCAUUUAAGAAACAGAGUCAAUUUCAUACCUUAUCAAAGGGUACAAACACUGCUCAUAAUGCUAUGAAGUUGGGCAAUAAUGAUGGUGAAAUGCUAGACAAAAUAACCAGUUCUUCUGUAUAUCAUUCAGAAAUUGAAAGUUUGGAACUGCCUGCAGCUUCAAACAUUGUCAGAGACUCCAUGGGCAGGAAAGGAAUACUUGUUAAUUUAUCAUCUUCUGAUUCAACAGACAAGGAAGUUUCAGACCCUCAUAGUGUUUAUUCUGAGGAAAUACAUUUUCGUUCUGUUGAUGAGCAGACUGCCAUAUCACCUUUUAAAUAUAAUUUUAAAACAAAAAAAGGUUUGGUGUCUCCAGCUACCUACCAUUUGAAUGAAAAAUUGCAGGGAAAACUGUGUAAAAGUAAUACACCUUUGAAAGAAACUUUAAGAAGGAAGCGAAAAACAUCCAUAUCUAGUGAUUUCAGUUAUUCUGAAAGUGAAUUCAAUAAUAGAAAAAGGAAAAGAAUUUCCAAUAAAUGUAAAAUUGCUGGUGAUGAAAGUGAGGUGACUUGGGCAGAAACAGAGCUCUCAGUUUUGAAUGAAAAUGGCAAUGCAGAAUACUGGCUUCAUACAAAGAAUGAGAGAGCAUUUGAAUCCAAUAAAAAUAUGCCUCCAAAGAGACAGCAUCCUGACAAACAAGUGCACUUUACAAAUGUGAACCAGGGAGUAAAUCCUGUAAGGGUAAAUGAACUGCUAAAUGCAGAAGAUGCUGACUGCAUUACAGACUCCUUCUUUGAAGGAGCUUUUGAUACUUACUGGGAUUUGGAUAGUAAAAUUGCAGAAAUCAAAAGGGAAGAUAAAAUUAGCCUUGACUUGGGACUAGAUAAAGUUGGCACUAGUACAGGUAAAACCCGUACAUUACCUGAACUCCGUGUCCUCAUUCCUCCCAGUGUGUCCACUACACCAACACAUAAGCCAGACAGCAAAGAUGAGGUGACACCAGCAGAUAGUUCUUCACUCAGUCAGAGAUUAGGAGAUAAUUCAAAAGGAGGCAAGAAUGUUAGCCAGCCUCCUUUUAUUAUUAGCAACUCAUUUCUUGAAGCUGCUUUCAAUACUAUUUGGGAAGAAAAGUCAGAGUGUAAGGAAAUCAAGAAGGAAAUAGAUCAUGUGAAUCAAAAUGUAAACAGUGAUGCUGGAAGUAAUAUAUCAACAAAAGAUGUUGAUACUCAUAGUAACCUUAGGCACCAACAACUUAGUUUUGAUAACAAGGGAACCACAGGACAAUCAUCUAGUAAGGAGAAGAAGUCUGGGUGUGGCAGAAGAAGAUCUCCACGUCUUUUGUCAGCUGCUGCAGAUAAAGAAAAAGGAAAUUCUUGUGAGAGUUCUGUUGAGACAGUUGCCAAAAUGAAGAACUCACGAGGCUCAUUAGAUGCUGAAGAACAUAAUAACUGCCAAAAAACACAUUCCCUUGUGCCCAGUGUGUAUCCUGAAGUUCUGAAAAAUAAAAACAGAUCUAUUAGUAAAAGGCUGGAUUCUGGAGAGAAUUUGCGUGACUGUAGAUCACAAUCUCUUCUAGGAAGACGAAAUAAUAACGCAGACUUUCCAUCUUCACCUUGCCAUGUAGAGACAGAGUUUGUAGCCAGUGCAGAACCCAUUGUUAAAGAGCUGAAAUCUUCACCAGUCCAUAGUCCAACAGUAUGCAAGACAAAGGCAAAUAAAAUUUUUCAGUUCAGUAGUGAUAGCUCAGAUGUAGAAGCUGAGGAUGAUCUUAUUACUUCAUCACAAGAUUGUGAAGAUAGUGAAAGAAAACGAGGCAGUGGCAGACUGGGGAAAGUCAGAUGUAAGAUGUCAGGGAGAGACAUAAGAAGUGCAUCAAAAAGUCCAUCACAUUCCUCCCAGCAGCCGAGUAGAGCCCUGAAGCCUGUAUCAAAACUUGUGAUGAAUGAGGUCCAUUCCAGAAAAGCGAUUAUGUGGGAUUCUAUUAACAUCGUUUAUGUUUGUGGACAUGAGAGAGUAUGGGCUGCUUUCCAAUCUGAAUUGACUUCUGUUCAUUCAUCCACCAUGGCUAUAGCUGUUGCCUGUGAACGCUUGAGUCAACUCAACUCAUCUGAAAGCAUUAACAGUGCAAGAAUAGGAGACAGGAUCAUUGGCCGAAGGAACAAGAAACUUGAGAGCACCACACAAAAAAAGACAAUGUAUUAUGAGGACAGAAUUGUGUCAGGAAUUGCUCUUUGCUUUGGUGGGAAGGAUGUCUUCUACAUCAGUUUAAAACAAGGUGACCAGAACUGUGUAGACUUACAGUGCAAGCUUGAUUUAAUUCAAGAUUUACUGGCUAGAAAACAUGUUUGUGCAUUUGACCUCAAGGAACAUGUGAAAGCUUUAGCCCGAUGUUGCGGUGUAAUGGUGGAUGUUACUACAGGUCAUGACCCCAAAGUAGCUGAUUGGCUUCUGGAACCAGAGGGCAGAGAAAAGAACCUCCAUUCUAUGGUAUUAAAAUACUGUGGCAGUAGUGCUGGAAAUGUAGCAGAUUUGUUAGGAAGUUACUGGGGUGUUGGCAGUGCUGCUUUAGACUGGAGGAGCCCAACAUCAGCUAGGCUGAGAGCUUGUGUUGAAGCGGCUCUCACAUGGGAACUUGUUCAGGCUCAGCAUGUCAGUCUGGAAGAGAAGAAACUGAAUAGGAUCUAUACAGAAACUGAAAUGCCAGCAUUGCUGUGCCUAGCACAAAUGGAGCUAAAUGGCAUUGGAUUCAGUAGAGACAAGGCUGAACGCUUGCAUGACGUACUGAAGCAACAGUUAAAAGCAUUGGAGCAACAUGCAUAUAAGUUAGUGGGACAUACUUUCUCUUUCACGUCAUCUGCCGACGUACGCAAGGUUCUUUAUAGGGAGCUGGGUCUGACUACAAGCAAACUGAGUUCAAAACAUCGAUGUCCUAGCACCAGUAAGGAGGCUCUAAUGAAGAUUAAACAGGAUCAUCCAUUAUCAGGACUUAUCUUACAAUGGCGAAAGUUGAAUGCUCUAGUUACCAAGACAUUAUACCCAUUGCUGGCUCCUGGACAGACUAGUGAGCGAAUGUUUACCAGCUCAGUAAUUCACACGGCUACUGGACGCAUCUCCAUGCAUGAGCCAAAUCUCCAGAAUAUUCCAAGAGAUUUUGAAAUUGUAAUAGAUGAAACAAAAGCAGAAGUUCCUAUAUCCAUUAGCAUGAGAUCAGCUUUUGUCCCAGGACAAGGGAAGGUGUUUGUGUCAGCAGAUUACUGCCAGUUGGAGUUACGUUUACUGGCCCAUCUGGCAAAGGAUUCCAUUUUGUGUUCAGUUCUUAACUCAGGCAGUGAUGUGUUUCGUAGAGUUUCUGCCAUUUGGAAUCAAAUUUCAGAAACAGAUGUGACGACUGAACAGCGUCAGUGGGCAAAACAAGUGUGCUAUGGAAUGAUCUACGGAAUGGGAGCAAAGGCUCUUGGGGAACAACUGCAGGUGGAAGAGAGGGAAGCAGCAGUCUUCAUGGAUUCAUUCAAGAAUGCAUAUCCAGGUGUGAAGCAGUUCUUGCUGGAUACAGUAGCCCACUGUCGUAAGAAAGGAUAUGCAGAGACACUUUUUGGUCGGAGAAGGUACCUGCCAACCAUACACAGUCCAAAUGCAGCUAUCAGAGGUCAGUGGGCAUUUCUACAACAGCAUUUGAACAUUUGUUUACAUUUAUGUCAAAAUAUCCACAAAAUGUAAUGAAAUUUCUUAAAAUCUUCUGACUUCCACCGGAAC
Molecule: messenger RNA, 8026 nt
Organism: Cryptotermes secundus
Lineage: Eukaryota; Metazoa; Arthropoda; Insecta; Blattodea; Kalotermitidae
Product: DNA polymerase theta
Exons: 26
Coding region: 164-7990 (2608 amino acids)
Biological process (GO): double-strand break repair via alternative nonhomologous end joining; DNA-templated DNA replication
Molecular function (GO): DNA-directed DNA polymerase activity; ATP binding; DNA binding
Source: RefSeq, a predicted model, not a curated record